GCCCAGGGCGGUCGGGAGCAGGUCGGCCGGCUUUGGCGGCCGCAGCAUCCUUAGGGGCCUGGCCCCCUUCUGCGUGGGAGUCGUGCCGGAGCCUCUUCCAGGCCCGGGUCGUCGUGCUGGAUUUCCCCAGGCCUGCGCCCCCGAAGGUCCGAGCGGAAAUAACUGGAGGCUGGACCAGGUGCGCGCCCUGGGGCCGGGCCCUCGACGGACUGGCCGCCCGAGAACUGGAAUGGACAGAUAUCAAUCCGGAAUUCAGAGUCUGAAACUGGAUGAUUCAGUUAUAGAAGGAAUAAGUGACCAAGUCCUUGUGGCCGUUGUGAUCAGUUUCACUUUCAUUGCUACACUGAUAUACAUACUUUUAAGAAAUGCAGAACAAAACAUUCACCCUGAUAACCAAGAGCUAGUGCGGGUGCUUCGGGAACAACUUCAGACAGAUCAGCAGGAUGUGCCCGCUGUUGUCCGGCAGCAGUUCUACACGGACAUGUCCUGUCCAAUCUGCUUACAUCAGGCUUCUCUUCCUGUUGAAACAAACUGUGGACAUCUUUUCUGUGGUACCUGCAUUAUUGCAUAUUGGCGAUAUGGUUCAUGGCUUGGGGCCAUUAGUUGUCCAAUCUGCAGACAAACGGUUACCUUACUCUUACCAGUUUUUGGUGAAGAUAAUCAGACUCAGGAUGUCUCAGAAUUGCAUCAAGAUAUUAAUGACUAUAAUCGAAGAUUCUCAGGACAACCCAGAUCAAUUGUGGAAAGAAUUAUGGAUCUGCCCACUUUACUGAGACAUGCAUUCAGGGAAAUGUUUUCAGUUGGGGGCCUUUUCUGGAUGUUCCGCAUCAGGAUAUUACUUUGUUUACUGGGAGCUUUUUUCUAUCUGAUAUCACCCUUGGAUUUUGUUCCUGAAGCCUUGUUUGGAAUUCUAGGAUUUCUAGAUGAUUUCUUUGUUAUCUUUUUAUUGCUUAUAUACAUCUCCAUCAUGUAUCGAGAAGUACUAACACAAAGGCUAAACAGAUGAAAUAAACGAAUGUUGCUUGAGCUUAUGUGGAAAACCAUUCAAGGGAACCAUAACAAAACACUUGAAUAUCAUUUUGCAGGUUCAAAAUUAUCUUAGGAAAUUUUGCUAACUGGAAACUGUAUCAGUGUAUUGGAGAUUGUAAUACUGAAGCUAGAUUUAUAACCAUAUAAACAAUGUCUAUUUGUUCAGUAACUAGCUAUAUAAAAAUAAUAUCUUCUGGAAAAGUCACUAUAUGGGGGGGCUAAGUGAAAAGGAAUAUUUUUAUAUCUUGACUUUGCCUAUCCCUCAAAAGUAAACCAACUGGCUAUGUAGAAAGUUAUUAUUAAAUAUGCAAUUUAUCCACUACCUUCCUAUGAUGAAAUAUAAAUAAUUAUAAUGGAUAUUUUCUUGUAUAGUAAAAUGUUACAUAAAAUUUUAAAAGUCAGUAUCUUUUAGCAUUUGCUAUGUUUUGUGCAUUUGCAACACAAUUUUGCUUUUCCAUUCUUACAUAACUGCUUUUAUCAGUUAAAGCUAAAUGAACUUUAACCUUGUACAGGAUUCAUUUAGUUCAUACACUGACUUACAUAAACCAAUUUUUAAUAAAUUCCAAAUUUCAUAGCUUAGUGCAAUGCCUUACACAUAGUAAGCACUCAAUAACUGUUGAUUGAACAAAACAUAUACAUUUCUUCUUAACCAAAACACUCAAUAAUUGUAAUACUUAAAUCAAUAGCUUGAUCUUUUCAAAGGGAAGUCAUAUAACAGAAAAUUUGAAAAGGGGAAAACUGAAUCCAGGAAGCUGAAUAAAAUGGCUAAAUCAUGGUAGUUGGGUGAAUCCAAUAGGAAUAAAGCCAACUCUCAUGAACUGACUACAAAACCUGUAGCUGAAUCAUAAACAUUAAUUAAACAUUACUAGAAGAGAACCUGUUGCUUCAUUCAGUUCAAGCCUGGGGUGUCUUAUACAUUGGUGGGAUGACAGAAUGACUAAGAAAAAAUAAUUCUUUUCCUGGGAGUUGACAUGUGCUCUUAAAAUUCCUCAGCUGACUUAACCUGGCAUAGUUCUUUAAUGAGCUUUGUCACAAUUAACAGUAUGAAGUGACACCUAGUUCCUUAUGUAUCAGUGAUGACAGAUAAUGAAAACUAUUAGCCUUAUUGGUGAACAUUUAUUGAGCCCCUACUGUGUCUAAUACUGACCUUGGCAUCAAGAGGGAAACAAUCAGAAAAUCCUAUUUGUAAUUCAUUCAGAUAGAGACAUCAACUUGGUAUUGACUCUGAAAUGUCAAUAAUGAUGGCCUUAUUUAAGCUUUUUCUGUGCUAGAGGACAAUAACUGUCUGUUGAUGUCUACAGCAGAACAAAAGAAAUAUGAAAGGUGACAUUGUACCAUAUUCUGUUUAGGUAGGAAGGAUUUGGAGAUUUAUCAUUUGGAGCAAAAGACUGGAAUAUAUCUCUGAAAGUGUUUUAAUACAAUCAUUUCUAUGGGAUAAUUUAGCUGUGAGUCUCAAGCAGAAAAUGGAGUAGGUACUUUCUCACUAUUGUUUACAAAACCUUAAUUCCUACAAUGACUCAUCAUAAAAGGGAAGAACAGCAGCUCUGAGAAUUUUAGCUACACCUACAUUUACUAAAUGGAGGGAUUCUAGAGUCCUUUAAUUCAAGAAUAAACCUGGCUUAGUGUACAAAAUUAAAUUAUCCUGUGAAAAAAGGAAAUUUUCAGUAUGUAUACUCUACCUGCACUACCUACUAUUACAAUUCUGAUAAACCCUGGUUUUGUUUUCAUAUUUGGGUAAAGGUAUUUUUAUCACAAUUUGUAGCAUUUUAAGAAUUGUAAUAUUUGAAACCCACAUCAAGUUAAAAAAAAGGACAUUUUAAAAUUUAUGGACCUUAUGUUCAUUAUAUUCAAUUCUGGUGAUGGAUGUAAUGACAUUUUAAAUUUAAUAUAUUUAAACCUCCAACCAAGUUAAGCACUUCACUUUUUAAUCAGUGUUUGAAAUCAGUCAUAACUCCCAUGAUUCAGGGUAAAAAUCACACAAAUCAAAGUGAUUACACAGAGUGCCCCCAGGAGUACAUAUUAAAUUGGCCAAUUAUCUGGGAAGUCCAGACAGUUGCUCAAACUCUGCCCAUUGGUCAGAUAUCACAACCACCACAAUUUCUGGCUUUUCAGUGGUAAAUCUUCAUUACUGCAACAAGAAAACAAAAGUGACAAAUCAUUUAUUACUAUGUGGAUAUCUACCUCACAGUUGUUGUUAUGGAGAAGUAAUACUUGAGUUUAAGAUUUGAAUUUACAUGUGCAAGUAAUUUGCUCUUUCAAAUAAAAGUGUAUCUCAGA
Messenger RNA from Vombatus ursinus (common wombat), 3306 nucleotides. RefSeq names its product ring finger protein 170 (gene RNF170). Gene Ontology annotation, molecular function: ubiquitin protein ligase activity. The transcript has 7 exons. The record is from RefSeq and is a predicted model, not a curated record. Bases 230 to 1006 code for a protein of 258 amino acids. Lineage: Eukaryota; Metazoa; Chordata; Mammalia; Diprotodontia; Vombatidae.